UGCUAUGUGGAUAUUUGUUAGCAAUGACUGAUGUGGAAUCUACAUAUGCAGACUUUAUUGCUUCAGGAAGAACAGGUAGAAGAAAUGCGUUACAUGAUAUACUUGUGUCCUCUCCGGGUGGGAACUCUAGUGAACUAGCCUUAAAGUUAUCAGAGCUUGAUAUAAACAAAGCCGAAGGAGAAGGAGAUGCACAACGAAAUCCAAGUGAGCAAACUGGGGAGGCCCAAGGGGAGGCAGCAAAGCAAGAAAGCUGACAUCUGUCUUUGACCGACUAGAACAGCUGCUGGAUGUUUUCAGACUACAAGAGCAUGCUGGAACAAAUUUGUUUCCAUGAGCAAGCUGGUGGAAAAGAAAGUGCAUGUGUCUUCACUGCUGGAACCCACUCAACACAAUGCUAAAAAUGGGGGUACAAGCUGUGGCAGAAGACAGAAUUUUCUCUACCUCUGUCAUUAGCAAUGGUUGAACAUGUAUUGAUUUUUUGGGAUAGUGUCAUCAGAUGGAUCCCUUCAUAAUGACUACUUGAUGGGAACACUUUUAGAAAGUAGAAGAGGUAAAUCUUGUAGCAAAUGGCCUUUGAAACGUCAGAGGAUCUAAUUGUAUAUUUAAGAAAAGGCUUGUGUGAUCCUCAGAGUUUAAAAUUCUCUGGCCAAAGUGUUCACCCAUUAAAAGAACUGUAAAGAAAGCACUGUUUUUAGAACUUUGCGUCUGUUUUACAGCUCUGUUAUUUACAAUGGUUUUUGUAUUGUAUGAAUUAGAUGCUCGACACUGCCCCUUCUCAACUGCUUAUGAAGAAUAUUUCUGUUACUGUGAAUUUUUCUACCACGCGUUUUGAAAGGGCUGGUUUUUUGCAUAAUGUGGUGAUGUGCACAUGAUAGAUUUAAAACGUCAAUGCUAAAUUGAUUAUGCCUAAACCUAAAUGACUCAGCAACACUCUAAUUUGUUACUAGAUGAGCCUUCAAAACGAUUUGUUAAUGUGAAUACUUCAGCGUGUUUUGUGUCCUUGGUACAGUUUUGCCACUUGCCUGUAGUUAGUUGCAUAUCAGAGACUCAAAUUGAAUCUUUUAUGUUAUUCUUUCCCAUUUUUCUAAUUUUACUCCCAAUUUCUUAAUCUUUCUCCAAGAUAUUUUUUUAAAAUGUUAGUCCAAGUAUUUUAUUGUUACGGUAGUUUUAAAAUACAUUUAUAACCUUAUAUGGGUUAAAAUUCAAACAAAUU
Messenger RNA from Fulmarus glacialis (Northern fulmar), 1213 nucleotides. It is a transcript of the gene PKIA, whose product is annotated as protein kinase (cAMP-dependent, catalytic) inhibitor alpha. The transcript has 2 exons. Gene Ontology annotation, biological process: negative regulation of cAMP-dependent protein kinase activity. The coding region runs from base 24 to 254 and encodes 76 amino acids. Gene Ontology annotation, molecular function: cAMP-dependent protein kinase inhibitor activity. Gene Ontology annotation, cellular component: nucleus; cytoplasm. The record is from RefSeq and is a predicted model, not a curated record. Lineage: Eukaryota; Metazoa; Chordata; Aves; Procellariiformes; Procellariidae.